Messenger RNA from Podarcis raffonei (Aeolian wall lizard), 4123 nucleotides. RefSeq names its product armadillo like helical domain containing 3 (gene ARMH3). Gene Ontology annotation, cellular component: cytosol. Gene Ontology annotation, biological process: regulation of Golgi organization. The coding region runs from base 149 to 2221 and encodes 690 amino acids. The record is from RefSeq and is a predicted model, not a curated record. The transcript has 27 exons. Lineage: Eukaryota; Metazoa; Chordata; Lepidosauria; Squamata; Lacertidae.
ACCUGUUUUUCUGUGUACGUGGGAUAGGGGACAGUACCUGGGAUGGGAAGAGGAGAGCCCCAUUUACAGUGGAGAAGUAGUAGCUGCUUCACAUGGGGACUUCUUAGACACUGAGCUGUACAAAAGAAGAUCAAAAUUAUUGUAAGCCAUGGCGCAAGCUGAGAAGAAAGGCGGAUUGCUUCGGAAAUCUUCAGCUAGUAAGAAACCCUUGAAAGAGAAGGUUGUGCUAAUGUAUGAUGAGAUCUUUACGACAGAGGAUCCCAGUAAAUGCAGUCCUCGGUUUUGGGAGGAGCUCUUCCUCAUGAAGGUGAACUUGGAGUACCUGGAAGGGAAGCUGGAGUCUCUAGAUGGUGAAGAGCUGAUGAAGAUAAAAGAUAAUAUUAACUGUUUGUUCCAGCGCUGCAUCCGGGCUUUGGGAGAAGAACAUCCUAUCAGAGUGGUCAAUGCAUUACAGACACUGUGUGCACUGAUCCGUGGAGUUCAUCAGAAGAACAAAUCCACAUCUGGCUUUGACAUCAUCAACAUGUUAAUGGGUUUUGACAAGGCUGAACUGUGUAUGAAGAAUCUGAUGGAGAGUCUGGAUGCUCUGCUAUGUGCAGAAGGCUCUGAAAGUCUCAAGAAUUUGUGCCUGAAGCUAUUACUCUGUUUGGUGACUGUGACGGAUAACAUCAGUCAAAACACAAUUCUGGAGUAUGUGAUGAUUAACAGCAUCUUUGAAGCUAUCUUACAGAUCCUCUCCAGUCUUCCCAGUCGCAGGGAACAUGGUUAUGAAGCUGUUGUCCUGCUUGCCUUAUUAGUAAACUACAGAAAAUAUGAGUCUGUGAAUCCUUAUAUAGUGAAGCUGUCCAUCAUAGAUGAUGAGGCCACCCUCAAUGGAAUGGGUCUUGUAGUUGCUCAGGCUUUAUCAGAAUACAACCGGCAGUAUAAAGACAAGGAAGAAGAACACCAGAGUGGCUUUUUCUCAGCCUUGACCAACAUGGUGGGCAGCAUGUUCAUAGCUGAUGCAGAUGAGAAAAUCUCCGUUCAAACCAAUGAGGCUAUCCUUUUGGCUCUUUAUGAAGCUGUUCACUUGAACCGAAACUUCAUCACUGUAUUGGCACAGAGUCAUCCUGAAAUUGGUUUGGUGACAAUGCCAGUAAGCCCAACGACCCCGACAACUCCAGUCACUCCUCUUGGGACCACACCACCUUCUUCGGACGUUAUAAGCACCGUGGAGCUGCCUCUGGAUGCCGACGUGCAGACCAGCAACCUGCUGAUAACUUUCUUAAAGUACAGCUCCAUUGUAAUGCAGGACACCAAAGAUGAACACCGGCUCCACAGUGGCAAGCUCUGUCUGAUUAUCUUGACCUGCAUAGCAGAGGACCAGUAUGCUAAUGCUUUUCUGCAUGAUGACAACAUGAAUUUUCGAGUAAACCUCCACAGAAUGCCUAUGAGACACAGAAAGAAAGCUGCUGACAAGAACCUUCCCUGUCGGCCUCUGGUUUGCGCAGUGCUGGAUCUGAUGGUGGAAUUUAUCAUUACACACAUGAUGAAAGAGUUUCCCAUGGAUCUUUAUGUACGCUGCAUUCAAAUAGUGCACAAGCUGCUUUGCUACCAGAAGAAAUGCAGAGUGAGGCUUCAUUACACUUGGAGGGAACUCUGGUCAGCUCUGAUUAAUCUAUUGAAGUUUCUCUUGUCCAACGAGACUGUUUUGCUGGCAAAACACAACAUCUUUACAUUGGCUCUCAUGGUGGUAAACCUGUUUAACAUGUUCAUCACUUAUGGAGAUACCUUCCUUCCGACUCCUAGCAGCUAUGAUGAGCUAUACUAUGAAAUCAUCAGAAUGCACCAGAGUUUUGAUAACCUGUAUUCUAUGGUUUUGAGGCUAUCUACCAAUGCUGGCCAGUGGAAGGAGCCAGCCAGCAAGGUGACACAUGCGUUGGUCAACAUAAGAGCCAUUAUCAACCAUUUCAAUCCAAAGAUAGAGUCUUACGCAGCUGUGAAUCACAUCUCACAGCUUUCAGAAGAACAGGUUUUGGAAGUGGUGCGCUCCAACUAUGACACCCUCACCCUAAAGUUGCAGGAUGGGCUGGACCAAUAUGAACGUUACUCGGAGCAACACAAAGAAGCUGCUUUCUUUAAAGAACUGGUUCGAUCCAUCAGCAUCAAUGUCCGGCGAAAUCUGGCCUUCAACACUCUCAGCCAGGAGACCUUGCUUAAAGAAUUCUCAACCAUCUCCUGAAGCGGAGUUACCAUCCUGCUUCCUGGCCAGUCCUGGCAUCACUGAGUCCCUUUCCCCAGCAUUGGCUGUAACUCCUGAUUGUGGGGUGGUCUAUCCCUAGUGCUUGUGUGGUUUCCCCCAGGAAUCAUCAAGGGAAGAACUGGACUUGUCCCACAUUCCUGAGCACAGAGAACUGGUGAUGUUGACUACACUGUGGAGUUGGGAGUGAGGAAGAGGAAUAUGUAGUUACCACUUUUUCUCGCUUUUCUCUGUGCAGCAACUAUUGUGCAGGGGUAAGAGUUUUCCCCCAAGUGAGCAAAAUUAGAGCAAAACAGUGUUGUUGGGAGAGCUCAUCCUUCUGAUCCUCUGCAGCCUGUCUGAUGAUGGACAGAUGCCGAGGAAGAGAAAGUAGUGCAGGCCAUGGGAACUAAGUCCUUUAUAAUAAUGGGCAGAUUGACUGAACUUCUGUCUAUAAGUUAUCUGCUUGACUUGGGUGCGUUGCAUCUGUUGCCCAUGUGUAUUGCCAGUCCCAUCUCAAACUGGUGUGGAAAUUACCAGCUGAAGUCUCUGCCCUUCACUCUGAGUUAGGGCCUCCUGACUGAAUGGUGCUUCCAAGAGAUUCUCUUCAAGAGGUUUCGCAGUGUCCUGCCUAAAACACUUGGUCUCCGGAGUUCCUGAACUAAGAGGUUACCUCUAUGAGCUCACCUCUGCUAUUCCUACUGCCCUGUUCUAAGACUCUGGAGAUUAAGGAUAUGAAUAUAUGCCAUUGAUUCCCCACCCCCACCCCAUAGGACCAAUAAAAGAGAGUGCCCUCUGCUUUUAUUGCUAAUACAGUUGUUGUGUAUCAGAGGGAACCCGUUUCCCCCUGAUUCCAGUAGGUUAACUAAGCUCCUACAUUAGGUUCUUCAGCACCUCUCCACUGGCCUGAUACUCCUAGAUCCCCAAGGUGCGGAUAUGGUGACCAAGUGCUCCUAUCCACAUUUUCAGUGUCUAGUUCAUUCAACACGUACACUGCCUAUGCCAAAUUUCACAUUGACUGAAGCAGGAACUGCUUAGCUCACCUUCCCUUCCUCUGUCAAAGUCUACCUUCUCUGUGCUCCGAUAAAGUGCUUCAUUGCAUAGGUAGAAGUAGGGAAUUAAUUAGUUGGGUGUAUCUCGCAGCAUUUUAGGGGAAAAGAAGCCUGGGAUGGGGCAAAUCAGUGUUCUACAUCUCUGGCAUUCUGUUCUAUACUCUUGUCCACCAAGGGCUGCAACGGCAGAUUACAGGACAUGUUUGUUCAGUCAGCUGUCCCAUAGAUUUUUGUUAUCCUUUUUCUAGAAAUAUAGGACUGUGCUCUGUUGGGAAGCCAGGAAUUGGUCAUACCUUUGGUACUGUACUCAGACUGGAAAUCUCAAUCAGAUGAGCUCUAAAAUUUAGAGUCUGAAUUCUUAAUUAAAACGUUGGGAGUAUUUGGCACAGUAUCUGUUGCAGGGGGUUGUCUCCUACCUGCAUAUUAUCUUCCAGGCUGCAGAACCAUGUCCAAUGGAUGCCAACAGGAUUCGGCAAGCAGGUAUACAGGCACCCUUACUGGGCUCUUUCCUGGUGUAUGUUGGUUAUUAUUCAGAACAGACUGCCAUCUUGUGUGAUUCCUCUGUUCUUUUUGGACUCCGAUGAGAACCUCCCUUCCCCAGUACGUGGAUGGAUCUCAGCCAUGCUUAGCAGUGGACUCUGAGGCCAGAAUUUCAAGGAAGAAUUCUUUUUUCCCCCUCUAGAAGAAACACUAUGAACACCUUGCUGCUGAAAUAGCACCUGUAAGAUGAUGUAUAUAGAAUUUGGCAGUAAGGGGCCAGGGAGGGGUGUGGCGCCUCUGAUCACUCUAUUGUGUGCAGUGUAUCUUUUUGUGCUCUUUUGGGGGAGAGGUAAUAAAUUAUUACUACUCUUAA